UUCAGAGCCGUCUUUGAUUCCAAAUAGAUGCAGCCAAGCAGGGCUUGCUUGGAAAGAAGUCCCAGGCAGAGAGGGGAGGAGUAGAGCAGGGCAGGACCGGGCAGGGAAGUGCUGGGGUGGCAGACAGCACAAAAGACCAGUCGGUGAAAAAACAGCAAAAGAAAACUUGAAACAAGUGAAAAAAGAGAUUAAAAACAAAGAAUCGUAAGUUGGUGUUUAAAGGAAAAGUAAGUUGCUGUGAUUGAGGAAGUACAGGAGUGAGCAUGGGGUCAGAGAAGAGUCCCGGAGGGUCCGGUGGAAAGGAAAAGAAGGCCAAGCCUGAAUGGGAAGGCACAGGCUCAGAAGGAGGCCACAAAUGCUGUGGAUGCCGCUUUCCGCUCCUCAUUGCCCUGCUGCAGCUGCUCCUGGGCAUCAGCAUUGCCGUCGUGGCAUUUCUCAUGACCAUCAUCAGCCCUUCUCUGCUUGUCAGGGAGACGCCACAUUGGGCUGGUAUCAUCUUAUGCGUGGUGUCUGUGCUGGGCUUCAUCCUCUAUUGCAUUACCUAUCAGCCUGAUGAGAGGAACUCCAAGCAAUUCAUUUUAAAGCUUCUCUACUUUAUUCUGUGUACAGUGGGGCUAGUCAUCUCCAUCAUAGUCAUUGCUUUCCAAGGCCACCACUACUCCUUGACAAACGCCUUCGAAUGCAAAGAGACAGGCCAGGACUGUGUCUGCAAACUGGACCCAGACGACCCAAUCGCCCGAACCUUCACCUUUGCAGAGGUGACAGACUGCUCUGCCAUCACAAGCACUCUGAUGCUGUACUACCUGCUGCAGAUGGUGCUGAACCUGUUUCAGGCCAUUGUUUGCUUGCUGGGAGCUUUCAUCAUGUGGAAGCACCGCUACCAGGUGUUCUUUGUGGGCCUACAGAUUGGAUCACCCUCCACUAAUCAUUGGCAGAAAGUUUAGGGGUAGAGCUAGGAUCAGAAACUGAGGUUUGGCGAUGGGAUUUCAGCAGCAGUCUGAGUCUCUUGCUAAACAUUAAGUAUGCUUGUGUGAUGGCUUUGUGUGGAUAAGCAAGUAUUUGUUUGAAAAAGCGGGACUGUACUGGGGUGUAUUUUCUAUAAUAUCAUCUGGAUUUUCACUACUGUACCGCACACACAUUUCUUUGUCAUCAGUGCCAAUGUGGAUAUCUUUCUCUAACAAGCAUAAUAUGUGAUCUAAUUAGACACAGCUUGCUCUUUUGUAAUAUACAUUGCUUAGAAUUUUAAAAGACAGAAGGGCUUGAAGGUUAGAAGUUAUAUGCAGUAAUAAAGUGAAAACAAAGUUCACUUAAACUCUAAUAUUAAUCACUCUAACAGGCUAUUAAAUGUAAAAUUUUUCUAUACUUUUCUUUGUUUCCUGCUUAAUAUUUUGUUAAUGUUAAAAAAAGUACCUUUUAAAUACCAUAGAAAAAUUAGCAGAUCCUAUGAGCUGUAUGGCAUCAAACUUGAUGCACCACAGAGCUGGCCUAUGCAACAACUGUGUUAAAAUAUUAUAUAAAAUAUCAUAUUUUUGUCA
This is a messenger RNA of Trichomycterus rosablanca, 1535 nucleotides long. RefSeq names its product sarcospan (Kras oncogene-associated gene) (gene sspn). The record is from RefSeq and is a predicted model, not a curated record. The transcript has 3 exons. Gene Ontology annotation, cellular component: dystrophin-associated glycoprotein complex; sarcolemma. Bases 264 to 944 code for a protein of 226 amino acids. NCBI's taxonomy places the organism in Eukaryota, Metazoa, Chordata, Actinopteri, Siluriformes, Trichomycteridae.